Messenger RNA from Prorocentrum cordatum, 1056 nucleotides. The record is from the annotation of a GenBank genome assembly. NCBI's taxonomy places the organism in Eukaryota, Dinophyceae, Prorocentrales, Prorocentraceae.
AGCCAUCCCCGCGGCGAGCACGCGGCGCGGCGAGCGCGCGGCACGGCGGCGGGCGCGGCGCGGCGCGGCGUGGGGCGGAAUGCGGCGGGCGCUCGCUGGGGCCUAGCGCCUCCGCGGUGCCAGCGGGCCGACAUGAGGAGGCGGCUGCCACGAGAGCGGCCGGGGCUGUGCCCGUGGCUCUGGCUGCUGGUGCUGCCGGUGCUCGCGGGGGGCGACUACUCGGAGGGCCCCAUGGUUGGCAACGACGCGUGGGAGCUGCACUGCGGAGCGCCCUCCGACCUCAGCUCGGCGCUCGCCGCCUGUAGCGCAGAUGCGGCCUGCUGGGUAGUUCAUAGCUACGACUGCAUGGACUACUUCUGGCGCCCUUGCACCAGCAGCAUCAGCGACAUCCUGGCCGACUCCGCCGACUCGCAGGCCUGCACGAUGAUCCAGGACGGCCAUGUCACCACGUCGGCCACCACUGUCUCCACCUCCACGACGACCACCAAGGCCUGGUUCGACGGUCCGCGAGUGGGUAACUCCGCCUGGAGCGGCAACUGCGGCAGCACCGUCUAUCAGUUGGAGGAGGCGACGCUGGCCUGCAACGCCGACCCCAGCUGCCUCUGGCUGCACGGAUACGACUGCCAGGGCUUCUUCUGGUCCAGGCUGAUGGAGGAGAAGCUACGGGACGUGCUCGAGGCGACGGGGUCAAGCAGACCAUACAUGGCGGCUGACGAUGCGAUGAUCGACUUGGCCGGCAGUCCGAAGCGCGCGCCUGAUGCAUCCGCCCUUGCGGAGCAGAAACCGGCGAGCGCCAUCAGCGCCUUCGAUCCGUUCGUUGCAGGCGCCUCGCCGGCGCCGAAGGCCGACGCCGCCGGCUCCAGCAGCUUGGGGAUGCCCGCCGAGAUCGCGGCGGCCUUCGAGGCAAACAAGGCUGGCGGCACCGCGGCGCCGCAGGCCUCUGCGCAGCCGACUACCUCGCCCGACGCGCUGAUGCAGGCAAUCCUGGAGGACGCGAAGAGGAUGCGCGAGCAGAGCGGCUCGAAGGGCGACGAUCCUUUCGCGGGCAUGGAGUAG